AAUUGAAAUGCAAAAUGCCAAACCAUCACCUCCUUCUUCUUCUUCUUCUUCUUCUUCCCAUUCACCACACCUCACACUUCUCUCUUUCUCUAUCUCAAUCUCCCCAUCUCUCUAGAUUUCAACCUGGUUUCUCUUUCUAGAUUCGUUCAUCUAUGGAGAAUUAUUCACCUAGACCUCUGGAUACCAAAAACCCUUCUCCAAAUAGUCACAGCAAUAGCACCAAUUCUAACACCAGCACCACCACUAACCAUCAUCACCACCACCAACCAUCUCCUCCUGCAACCCCCAUCGCCAGAUCCGACCCCAACAACCCCUACCCAACUACUUUCGUUCAAGCUGACACCAAUUCCUUUAAGAAAGUAGUCCAAAUGCUCACUGGAUCCUCCGAAACCGCCAAGCACGCCGCCAACACCCGAUCUGAUGCGCCCGCGCCCAUCAGAAACCCCAUCCCGCCGAUGAAAACGGGUCCUAACAAGAAACCAUCCAAGCUAUAUGAGCGGAGAAACAGCAUGAAGAACUUCAAGAUCAGCCCGUUGGUACCCGGCUUUGUAAACCAGUCUGGCUUCUUUGGUUCUCCCCGAAGACCAGGCACACCGGAGAUUCUUUCACCGGGAAUUCUUAAUUUCCCAUCUCUGGUACUUAGCCCGGUUACACCUCUUAUACCCGACCUGUUCAAUAGGUCUCCGGUAACCGGAGAUAGCCCGAAUUUGAACGUUGAAGCUGAAGACAAGGCGAUUGCAAAGAAAGGAUUUUAUUUGCAUCCAUCUCCGGCGAGUACACCGAGGAGGGAAUCGGAACCCCGACUUUUGCCUUUGUUUCCGGUGACUUCACCAAGGGUUUCAGGUUCUUCUUGAAUAAUGAGGUUUUCAUUUAAUUUCCAAUGUAACGAUUCCAUAAUAGUUGAAUUUUGCAUAAGAAAUCGGUCAAGAUUUGGGGAAAAUGGGCAAAAAGAAGAGAGACGUUAGAAAUUGACCAGUUCAAAAGAGUACAACUUUACUGCACAAUGUACAAGUCAGUAUUGCAGUAAUCUGCUGAAAAAAAUAGAAAUCACCCAGAAUUUUUUUUGCUCUCUUCAUUGUAAAAGUUCCUAUCUUGUUCUCAAUUUCAUGCCCUGCUUCGAGAUUUUGUUCAA
Messenger RNA from Lactuca sativa (garden lettuce), 1132 nucleotides. RefSeq names its product VQ motif-containing protein. NCBI's taxonomy places the organism in Eukaryota, Viridiplantae, Streptophyta, Magnoliopsida, Asterales, Asteraceae. The record is from RefSeq and is a predicted model, not a curated record.